AGAGAGAGAGAGAGAGAGAGGGGUAUGCUGAGAAAAAGGUCAGCCAGUGGAAGGCUGGGCUCGUCUCACUCGGCCAGGGGACGCUCAGGAAUGUUGUGCUCGUGCUCACGCUCCGUGUUGUGAUUUUAAUUUUCAUGUGGAGCAGAAUGAGAGGAAGACACACACUUGUCUCUUCAAGGUCUCCUGAGAGGUAAAUCACAUUGUUACUGCGAAUGUGCUGAGCAUUAAACCCACCUGGAGGAAUGGCCAUGACUGUCGCUGUAAUGGCGCAUUAAUGGGAAAUGUUGUUAAGCUCUAGUUAAGACAACGGCAGGCGUCUUCAUGUGCGAAUGAAGGGGAAAAGGAUCCACAGUAUAAGGAAGCAGACAGUUGUUGUAGCAUCCUUCACUCAAAGAGAAUGAAGAAGGAACUGUGGCAUCCUAGAAUCUGAUCAAAGUCAGACAAGGAGACGAGACUUUAUGUCUCAGGAGCUACAUUUUACAGAGAUGAAUAAUUGAUCAAACACCUGUCACAGUGUCAUAACAGGUCUAACAGGAGAAACCAAAGAGCAGUUCCUCAGAGUGGUCUUUUUCUUUUGAAGGUGACUCAGAGAGCAGAGGAAGAACUUACGGAAAGUGUUUCCUGCUUCAGAAAUAUUUUAGCUCCUCGUUCCUCCUGCGUGUUUUCCUUCUUUGCCUCCCCAUCAUCACGGCGAGGAAUCAUCUGACCCCUGCAUUCCUGACGUCCACAGCCAUUGUCUGUGAAUCUCUGCACACCGAGAAGUAAAAUACACAGCACGGACGUUCAGACACUCGCGCCCCCUUCCAGACCUCACAGCAGCGUUUCUACAGUCUUCACUUCUCCACCCUCUGAUAGAACUACUGCUCCCAUCAUUCCCUGGGCUCAACGCUCCUUUCCCCUCCACACACUUACUGUACUUUGCCUUUCUCUCUCACGGAGCAUCACCUGUUGCUGCCAUUAAGUCUUUAUACUAACAUGAAUGUGGAUAAUAUAUAUUUAUGUCAUCAAAUCACACAUGAGCAACACAAAAGCUGUUUCAAGGCUGGUCUUGGAGCUUCCGUGGUACUGUAACCAUACUCACAAUGAUAACUAUGAACUGAUAACUAUGAUAACUAUUCACAAACAAGGGUGAAAGAUCAGAACCAAUAAGGUUGCUGCUCCUGCUGAGAGGUUAAAGUUGACAACAUGAUGCACAGUAAACGGCAGAAACCAUGCUGUGGUUGUAAAUGCUGCCCUCUGCUGGAGACUUGCAUGCACUACUCUACUGCGUUAAACUGAGAGUGACGCCUUUACAUUCCCAUGGCGUUUAGAGGUGAACAAGCAAACAUACGGUGGCACCUUCACAAUCCAGACGUCCACCUCCAGACGUCUUACAACCACAACCAUAGGUUGCCUCUAAUUUUCUUAAGGUUGUCAAUGAACCUUAAAUCUCUCAUUAUGUAAUUAUUCUUGUCAUAUAGAACUUUAGUAAAUACAUGAACAUUUUCAAUAGUACUCUGGUCACACACACACUGUCUGCUUCUGGCCUUUACACAAGGAUUGUGUCCUGAAAUCCCUGAACCAGUACUGUAAUAUGAAUUGUAGAUGUUGGGAAACCCAGAUUUUUGUUGCCUUGUGUUGGAAAAAAAGUUUUAUGUACUGAUGAAAUACUAUCUUAUGACAUUUGACACGAAUUCUGGAGCCACAACCAUCUUUGCUUCGUCUCAGAGUUUUUGCCUUUUAUUAAGUCAUUUAUACUCAAUCACAUUAAAUUAAACAUCAUCAUACGCUAUGGAGCACAUUAAGCACGUAGGGAGGACAGACCAUGAUGGUGGCUGGAGGUUUAUGGAUGAUACAAGGUGGGAUUUGAUUCGGGUUUCUAGUGGCCAUUUAUAUUACUACAUACAAUGACAACGUGAACACGGUGGCAACCUUGUCUCUCUGGACUACGCAAACACACGAGAAGAGACAACAAGAAACAAGGGUGUAAAACAGUUUCCUCUGUCUAAUUGGCUCCAUGAGAUUAGAAACAAGGCAAUGGCGCCUCCUAGCGGUAAAACAAGUGAAAUACGAGUGAAGUAAAGUAGGUUUCCGCACUGACGCACAGUCGUUACUUGUUCCAGUCCGAUCAGUUGUUGGAGGAUUUGGCCCGCACAGUGUUGUCAAAUGAACAACGCUUCAGGAAUUGGAAGAAUAUCAUUACAGCAUAUUUGCGUGGGGUUUCAGAACAACAUGUUUGUCGCACAUUUCGCAAGCUCGAGUUUCCCGUGGUGCGUAAAUUAAAAAAGGCCACACGUUGCACAACACAUUUUAUAAUAGCAGGGAUGAAAAGCUGUAAAUCAGCAACUCUCUUCAUCCAUAGGGCUUUUUUUAACAUGCUAUUUCCACAGGGAAUCAAAAUAGUUUGUUAGAUCCUCCAAAUAAUUUACUCCAUAAAAACACCUUAUGGAUCAAUAUGUUCUGUACUAUAUAAAGCACACAGUUCUGAACUAGUGACAGCUUUAUAUUGAGUACAAUCAAACAGCGGUCACUUUGGGGACAUUUGUGUGUAGCCAGUAAUUAGACAAUUUAGAUUCAGUUCUGUGGAGGUUAUGGUUAGUCCCUUUAGAAACCACACGAUGGCGCUCAACACACAAUUUUACAAACUUUUGAGUUUCAAGUGUGGACAAACGGACGAGCGUCCAAAGUUUGCUGGCAAGGUUUAAAGUAUUUUCCAUAAACAAAACUUAAAUAUAUAUAUUUUUAAAAUCUUUUAUUAUUAUUAUUUUAAACCAAUAAUAAAAAAGACACAACUAAGGAGUGAAUCGUUUUAAGAGCUUCUCAUAUGUAGUCAACGGUAAUCAGCCAAAUGUUUGUUGUGAGUGAACUAUUUGUGCAGCUUUUUUCCUGUGAAUUCCUGUCAAGGAGUGUGUCGCGUGUUUCCCGACCGUGCGCAUCACCCGUCCCUCCGAGCUGCAGGUGACUUCCUGUGAACAUGCGUGCUGCGCCGCUCCUGUUUCCCGCUUCUGGUCGCCUCCUCCUCCUCUUGCUUCUCCUCCUCUUCGUAGAAAGUCCGGGGCUCCGCCGGCGGCGCGUCAGACGCGCUCAGAGCCGCGCGCGGCAAACUCCGGUUCACUCCGCACCUCUGAUUCUGGUCUCACGCGCCUCAUUGGGUUUCGAUGCCUCGCUGGAAUAAACGCAUCGCCUUUCGCUUCUGCGGCUGAAGUUUGUUUUUCUGACGGCGCAGAUGGGCGCGUUCUGCACCGGAUCGGCUGUUUAGGGGGCUGAGAUCGGUUCUCUCUGGGCCUGUUGCGUUUGAACUGUGACCUGAGGGUCUUGGGCACAGAUAAGCCACAUAGGAAGGGCAGCAGGAGCGUUGGGAUCAUGGAUAUCGGCAAUGAUGUGGAUUUGUCCAACAAUAACAUCACUCCUUUGUGGAAACGGCGCACGGACAACUGCAAAAGCGCCCAGGAGUCGCGGAAAUCCAAAGGCCGGCCCGUCAGUUAUCACAUGAACGGGGUCAUGACGACGGACUUCCCUUUGGACGACAACCAGUGUUCAUUCACCCUGAGCCAGCCUCCCGAGAGAGUGGCGCCCGCGCCCCAGCGUCCGGACAGGAACGCUGCGGUGCUAAAGCACGUCCUGCACAAACCGGCCAGGAAAUCCCGCGUUGUCCGAAGCAUCAGCAUCGGGCCCCUCUCCAGCGCACGCUUCUCCCUGCCUAAAUUUAGAUCGGAGGACAACAAAUCUGCUUCGCUGGACAAUAGGGCUUAUAACCGAGGCUGUGGCGAUAGAAAGACUAGCGGAGAGACGCGGUGUCUCCAGGACCCUCAGAAACGCAUUUCCAGUCCGCUCAUCCUAGGCUCUGACAAAGACACAGUGACGCGUGGGACGGUUGCGCCCUCGGACUCCGUUCUUCCCGACCGCUCUUCCCCAGUCUUGUCCCCAUGCUCGCCGCCCAACAACAACUUUGACCACAACGACCUCUCCUCCCUCUCGCCCACCACCAGUCCCUCACCUCUGGGCCGCCGCACGCCGACCCCCUCUCACAGCUCAACCUCCAGCAUCCUGUCCCUCUCGUCCCUCACCUCCUCCGACCCCCCGACCCCACGCUCGCCGUCGCCAGCGGAGCGGUGCCCGGCGCCCUUCAGGCACUCCCCGUCGUCACCAGCCUCCUCUUCCCUGUACUCCCCCUCCCCCUCUCUUUCUCCGUCCCCCUCCCCCACCGUCGUCCUCAGCACCCACAGCCCUGCGGCCCUGAAGAUGGGCACCCACCAAAUCAUUCCUAAGGGCUUAGCCUCUGAUAUCCGGCAGAGCAAGGCUCCUUCCUCCGGGCUGCUGGGAUUAGGGGAUCAGAACAAGCGAGCCCUGAAAGCCCUCAGUAUGGUGGAGACGGGAGCCUACUUUUCCACAGGAGGCCACAGCGAGGGGAGGAAUGGGGAAAGUGAGAGCCCGGGGGCGCUGAGGAGAGGCUUGAGGAGCACGUCCUACAGGAGGGCCGUUGUGAGUGGAGUGGACACACAAGUGCCAAUGUUGGAUCCCAGGGCCCAUCGGCCGUCGCAGUCAGCCGUCAGAGGCCCACUGGGGGAUAUUCCAGAUUCACCAGUCGGCCCAGUUAGUCCUGGCACUGGAAGUCCCACUAGCCCUGGAGCAUCCAAGCCCGUGAGCCCAGGGAGCACGAAACCAUCCAGCCCCAGGGUUUCAAAACUCGCCAACCUUCGGACAGAAAAAAGUAGCAGCAAUGGAAAAAACAAGACUCUAGAUAAGAAGAGAGUUUUAACUAUUCAGCGGACAUUUGACAGCGAGGAGGAGGAGCUGUACCAGAACUACCAGGAGAAGGCCUUGCACAAUGACUCCGACGAGGAUGCAGAUUCCAGGCAGCCCAAACCUGAUAACGGCAUCGUGGUGCAGUUCAGACCCAUACGCACGUCGUGGAGCCAGCUCAGUGUGGUGAAGAAAAACGGUCUGUCUGAACGUAUGAGUCAAGAGGAGCGCAAGAGACAGGAGGCCAUUUUUGAGGUGAUCUCGUCGGAGCACUCGUACCUGCGCAGCCUGGAGAUCUUGAUUCGCAUGUUUAAGAACUCCGCGGAGCUCAGCGACGCCAUGACCAAGACGGAGCAUCACCAUCUGUUCUCCAACAUCACGGACGUGUGUGAGGCAAGUCAGAAGUUCUUUAAGGAGCUGGAAGAGAGACACCAGCAGAACAUUGUGAUCGAUGACAUCAGCGACAUCGUGUGCAAACACGCUCGCGCUAACUUUGACCCGUACGUCACGUACUGCUCCAAUGAGGUCUACCAGCAGAGGACCCUGCAGAGGCUGGUGUCCACGAAUCCAGCAUUUAAGGAAGUGCUGACCAGGAUUGAGGCCCACCCGGACUGCAGGAACCUCUCCAUGAUCUCCUUCCUCAUCCUGCCCAUGCAGAGAGUAACCCGCCUGCCGCUGCUCAUGGAUACAAUAUGUCAGAAGAUGCCUAAAGACUCGCCACAGUAUGAAGAAUGUACCAAGGCUCUACAGGCAGUGAGCAAGGUGGUGCGAAAGUGUAACGAAGGCGCCCGUACGAUGGAGAGGACAGAAAUGAUGUACACCAUCAACUCUCAGCUGGAGUUCAAGAUCAAGCCUUUCCCGCUGGUCUCGUCCUCCAGGUGGAUGGUGAAGAGAGGGGAGCUGACGGCCUUCGUGGAGGAGAACGGCAUCUUCCUCAAGCGAACGACGCGGCAGCAUGUCUACUUCUUCCUCUUCAACGACGUCCUCAUCGUCACCCGGAAGAAGAAUGAGGAGAGCUACACGGUGAUAGACUACGCUCUGAGGGACCAGAUCAGGGUGAGCUGCUGCCAGCCGGAGGACCUCCACCUGUCGCCGGUCAGAAGCACCGCCAGCAUGCUGAGCUCCCGGCAAAGCGGCGCCAACCACGUUUUCCGACUUAGUUUCCGUAGCAACCACUCCGGUGACAAGGUGCAGAUGAUCCUGGGGACGGAGCUGCUGAAUGAACGUGCUCGAUGGAUCAGUGCCCUGGGCCAGAAUGGCAACAACAACAGGAGUCAGGACAGAACCAAUGUGACGCAGGUGGAAGUGAUCAGGACGUACACAGCCAAGCAGCCAGAUGAGUUGUCCCUGCAGGUGGCUGAUGUGGUGCUGGUCUCGCAGACUGUGGAAGGCUGGUACGAAGGAGAGCGACUGCGCGAUGGAGAAAGAGGGUGGUUCGUUGCUUCCUGUGCUGAACCAAUCACGUGCGAGGCCACCAUCGAACGCAACAUGCAGAGGAUGAACCGCCUGCAGGGGUUGGAGACUAAUGUGUAAGGAGAACCACAGAGGGCUGCUCUCGGCUGUCGCUGACCCGUUGACAGACCGGUGACAUGCCUUUUCUUUUUUUUAAAUCCGACCAAAACAAAUGAGUUGAGUAACGGCCUUGGUGACCUGCCUUCAGGGAACAAGUAGUUGAGGAUUCGAGCUGCACGGCCGCUCAACCUUCAACCGCAGCUCAGACUCGUGCUCAGCGUCCACUAAGUCUCAGAUGUGCUGUCCAUGUUUUUUCAAAGCAAAGACUUAACCCAGAACAAACACACCGGAGGCACAGAUUUCCUCAAUUACCGACUGGUUCCUGUGUGGGUGGGUGGGUUUGACAGUGAGAUCUGUCACAUUCAUUAAUUGCCCAGUUGGUUAGAAAACUUCACAGCAACAGCCAAAGUGACUGCUUUUAACACCUUGCUACAUAAUGAGUCCUGGUGUAAAAUGUGUAAAAAUGUGCCUUUUUUAAAUUUUAUUUUUUUUAAGUCAUCAGUGUAUGAUGUUACCUCGCUAAUUGUGAUAAGUGACAACGAGGCACAAGUUAAACUAAUACACAAUAUACAUAACAGCAUAACAAAACCAAUAUGGUGGAUGUGAAAGAAAAGCGAAACAUAUGCCCAGCAUUUUAAACGCCUGAGCCACUGUGUGAAGAGAAUAAGCUUGAUUUAUUGUUUAAUAAUACACGACAGUCACCUGGGAGGUUUACUGACACGUGACAUGAAUGGGUUAAGGACAAGGGCCAAGUGUGUGUUUUCGACCCUGGCGUCUGUCACCAGUUAAUGUCACCGUCAUGAAUCAGACUCUACAUUUGUGUCACGAAUGCCGUUGUUGCCUUCAUCCACUCAGUGAUUUAGACAGCCUGAAAUAUCGCACAGCCAGAGGUAUGGCACUCCAGCGGCACAGCUGUGUGCUGUGUGUAUAAAUACCCCCCUUAAGAUUUGCAUCGGUGAUGUUUAAGGGGCGAGGAAGAUGGAAGAGACAGGAAGAAACAAGCCAUUUUGCCCGUCACGAAUUUGAAUGCGAUUGUCCAGCGUGAGUCAUCUUUAUGGUGUCACUGUACCCAGGUAAAUAAAUGAAUGGCUUAGUCAGAGUUCUAUCCAUCAAGCCCAUUGCCCUGGAGGGCACCUAGCCACCAAAACUGCUACGUAACGAAGGACGGCAAUAAGUGAAGCGUCCUCAUAAGGAUGCGAGGAUCCAGAUUUUUGCAAUCGUAACUCAGGGAAAAUGAGUCAGAUGACACUAAUUGCCACCUUCAAUGUGACAGUGGAUAUUUCCAACUUCAUGCUUGGAAAAAAAUGAGAAAGUCAUAAUAAAUACAACAUGAGUCAAUAUGCCAGUUUAUAUAUUAAAAAUGUCCUGCAAUAAGAACUAAUAAUUAGUAAAUAUAGUGUAAAUCUUACUUCACUGACCUGAACGCCAGCAUCACUGUGUGCAUGUGGGUAGUUGGCAUAGCUUAAUGCUGGGCGCUCUGGACUCCUCCCACAGCCCAAACACAUGCAUUUACAUGUAAGCUUAUUGUCCCGCUGAUGUCACAUUAUUUUAAUCUGUCAUGUGGUAUUUUACUGACAUUGCAAGUAGUUGCAAACAACUUGGGAUUAUUUUAUGGGAUGUGAAGGGAUUUUGGACCUAGGAGUGUUUGCCAAUGUGCAUUGAAAGCAGAAAAAGUGAUCAUUAUUUUAAAUCGCUUCUAUAAAUAUUUGCUAUUGUAAAUCAUCUGUAUACAUGUACAUAUGUAAAUCUGUCUGAAAUAUUUGUUUUCCAAAAUACAGAAUUUUAUUGCAAAACUCUGCAUAGCUCAGCAUACAUAUAUGCACACAUAUAUUUUCACUGUUAAUAAAGCUUAAUUGCUUGA
Messenger RNA from Betta splendens (Siamese fighting fish), 8095 nucleotides. Its product is annotated as rho guanine nucleotide exchange factor 26-like. Gene Ontology annotation, biological process: activation of GTPase activity. The transcript is spliced from 15 exons. The coding region runs from base 3343 to 6255 and encodes 970 amino acids. Gene Ontology annotation, molecular function: protein binding; guanyl-nucleotide exchange factor activity. The record is from RefSeq and is a predicted model, not a curated record. Lineage: Eukaryota; Metazoa; Chordata; Actinopteri; Anabantiformes; Osphronemidae.